Molecule: messenger RNA, 2721 nt
Organism: Echinococcus granulosus
Lineage: Eukaryota; Metazoa; Platyhelminthes; Cestoda; Cyclophyllidea; Taeniidae
Product: Connector enhancer of kinase suppressor of ras
Exons: 7
Coding region: 1-2721 (906 amino acids)
Molecular function (GO): protein binding
Source: RefSeq, a predicted model, not a curated record
AUGACAACUCAAGAUAACCUUCCGCCCUCUUACAUGACCUGGUCCAAUGCCCAGCUCGUCUCUUGGGCUGAGGGUGUGGGCCCCUUUUUCCAGCCUUACCUCGCCGCCCUUCGUGCCUCCAACGUGCGUGGGCAGUGGCUCUCUUGUCUCACUGACUUCGACCUCCAAUCCCUCGGUGUCACCAAAAUUGGUGAUCGUCGGUGCAUUCAAACCAGUGUGUCUCGUCUCAUAGAGGACUACGCUGGCCUGGAAGCAGAGAAUAUGCAGAGCCUUCUCUUCAGCGUUGUCUGUGUUACUGGCCAAUUGGCCGCUCUUUUGAAACGCGCUCGCCUUCAGGAAGCCCUUACUCAAGCCGCUGGCGAAUUGGAGCACCAGUUGGUCAAGUGUCUCUUCCGCCUUGGUUUGGUGGUAAAGAAGGCGGCUUCCUGGCUUGAACGAGGUCCCUUUUCGCUCAUCUCGAGGCUAGCUGCGCUUCGUGGAGUCAUGUUGCAGCAUACAGUGGACUUAAACACUGUUUUUCAAUCAGCGUUGAAAAACUCAAGUCUUUUAACCUACGUAAACGCAAUGCUAGAGCUGACGCGGGGGCUAAGAGAUCAACUGGAGGUGGUGAUCCAUGAUUGUGAUGACUCUCUUCUGCUCACUCCUUGCAUAGUUGAACGUGUCUCUCUGCGAAAGGGUGAACGGGAACGUUAUGGAUUUACAUUCUGCACGAAUGAUUGUAAUGUUCACAUAAUCCAAUCAUUGGACUCGGAUCUGCAAGCGCCGGCCUUUUCUUGUGGGCGAAUAGCGAGGGACGAUGAGAUAAUUGAAGUCAAUCAUCAACUUGUACUGGAAUGGGAGCACAGUGCUGUGGCGCGAUUGAUUCAGCAGAGUAAUCGCCGCCUCGACCUGCGAGUGCGUAAGCGUCCCGCUCACUGCACCGACUACUCGGUCAACUCUAGACGCCAGCGCCCUGCCGAUGAAAUAGAGGAAAGCAGUCUGCACAGUUUAUUGCUUCUUUGCGGCGAAACGGUGCAUUUGCUAUUGGCUAUUUUUUGGUCGUCUGUUACUACGCGCCUGCGAAUACGUUCAGACUUUUUGCGUAAUCGCGCACCCAAACGACGGACGCAACUGCUCUCGAACUCAGCAAAUACCCCCGCUACCUCCACCGCCACCAUCACUGCUAAUGUCUCCCACGAAGAGGAGAAGGAGGAGGAGGUAGAAAUCGCGCAGGCAGCGGUGUCGGUGAAGACACUGGCAAAUGUGGAGUCGGAAUCCACCACCGCAGAGAACCGUCUUAAAGCCCCCAUUUCCCUAUCAAGGUCGCACAGUCGUCCCCGUCAAGAGCGUUACUCUCAAGCUCUCCAACCGCCCCUCCUCCUCUCAGCUUCCGCACGCGAUCACACUGAGAUGUCUGAACCACCUCCAUCGCCAUUAACGAACGAAUCCGAUUUUCGCACACAGAUCGGGUCCCCAUUUGAGAUCGCUACCACACCUCCGCAUACAAACAAGCGACGCCCCGUCACUCUGGGUUCACUAGACGAUUUUUCGGCUGAAUCCGGUGCUGCCGCAUCCGCCUCUUCUACACCACCCUCUAGUAUGAGUCUCACCAGACCUAAAAACAGCUGCCAGGGCUGGCUAUGGCUUAAAAAGCGCACCUCCACGUCUUUUGGAAAUCGCUACGUCAAGCGGUGGUGUGUGUUUAAGCACAACGCUCUCUACUACUAUCGCAACCAGGAAGAGGAGAAUGCGGAGGGUCUCAUCCUUCUGCAUGGGUUCACAAUCUCGCCGGUGGCAACUGAUGGUGGGCGAUCGGGGAGGUACCCAUUUCGAGUGUACAACGAAUGGACCCAGUUUGUGUUUGCUGCAGAUAGUGAGGUUGCUCGUACCCGGUGGAUGAAUAUGCUCGGUCUGGCGGCGAUAGGUCAGUCGGCGUGCCUGUGGACAUCGCCUAUUGGCGGAUUUUAUCCCGGCUACCUACCCGCGCUAUUGGGAACUGCGACAGAAGUUGAGAAGGAAGUGAUAGAAGUGAAUCCAAGAUUGUUGGAGCCGCCGAGGGCGCACACUUCGGGUGGAGAAAACUCGUCACGUAGGCAACCCGUGACCAUCCACCGGUGCUCUUCAAGCCUAAACUUCCCCUCGUCUUCGGGAUUGCAACAGACACCACUUGACACCAGUCCACUAUCGAGUUAUCGCAGUCAAUCCGGUCCACACCACCAUCACAAGCAACAGCCCCAUCGCCACUUCCUUUCCGUUAGCGCCUCUUGUCUGGUCAGCGAUGCAACUGAUGACGAAGCAGAAAAUACCAAAAAACGAUCGGAGAAUGUAGACGAAGAAGCGGAGACGAGCGCCUCACAAGCGAACCAGUCACCGUGUCGCUUGACACGCUGCGCUGCUAUGAUUCGUCGUCGACGGGUGCGCCGCCUCACUGAGGGCUCUAUUUCGCCCUCAGUGUUCCUCACCUCCCCACCGAUAACGAUACGACCACACCACUCGUCCGGGUGGAUGUCUCUCUCCUCCGAGACCGUAGUUAUGGCCUCAGGGUUUCUGGGACAACAGCAGCCACAGAAUCAGGAUCAGCAGCGUUUGCAUUCCAUGGGCACCAGCAGUGGAGGAGACGAGGGCGAGGGUGGUAGUGAAGGUGGUAGUCUGCUGUUUCUGCGGAAUCCCAAUCUUCUCUCACCGACGUGCUCUCUGUCAAGUAGAUCCUCCGAAUCCCCUGAACAGGUCCCCUCAUCGUGA